AUGCCAAAACCACCCACACUCGGUCGCCAACGCCGCACCAACCCGGUUGUCUGGUGCUUCGCCAUCGUAUGCUCCAUCAUUGCCACCACCAUCAUCAUCGCCGGAAUCGUCAUUUUCUCGGGUUACCUCGUGCUACGCCCGAAAGUCCCUCUCCUUUCUGUCCGUGCAGCGCGCUUAGAUAACAUCUACUACAAUGGGGACGUUUUCGCGGUUAAACUAACGCUCGUGAUCCGCGCGGAGAACCAUAACCGGAAAGCCCACGCGAGCUUUUACGAUACGAGGUUGUUGCUCGGUUACCAUGGUGUACGUAUAGCGCGGUUGGUGGCGGACCCGUUUGAUGUGCCGAGGAAUGGGACUGUGGAUUUGAACUAUGUUGUCGAGUCGUCGCCGAUACCGCUGCCGCGGGAAGAGCAGUAUUUGACGGAUCAAUCGAUGAAGAAAAGUAGGUUGAUGCUGUUUGUGUUGAAGGGGAGUUCGAAAACAAUGUGGAAAGUUGGUCCGUUGGGUGAGGUUAAGUUUACGUUGCAUAUGGAUUGUGAGCUCGUGUUGCCGGUUAAUGGUAGUGUACUAUUGCAUUCACGUUGUAGCACAAAAUCACAUUGA
Helianthus annuus (common sunflower) is the source of this 603-nucleotide messenger RNA. RefSeq lists its product as uncharacterized. Lineage: Eukaryota; Viridiplantae; Streptophyta; Magnoliopsida; Asterales; Asteraceae. The coding region runs from base 1 to 603 and encodes 200 amino acids. The record is from RefSeq and is a predicted model, not a curated record. The transcript has a single exon.